This is a messenger RNA of Telopea speciosissima, 555 nucleotides long. RefSeq lists its product as uncharacterized. The record is from RefSeq and is a predicted model, not a curated record. NCBI's taxonomy places the organism in Eukaryota, Viridiplantae, Streptophyta, Magnoliopsida, Proteales, Proteaceae. Gene Ontology annotation, molecular function: double-stranded DNA binding. The transcript has a single exon. The coding region runs from base 1 to 555 and encodes 184 amino acids. Gene Ontology annotation, cellular component: chloroplast. Gene Ontology annotation, biological process: regulation of DNA-templated transcription; chloroplast organization.
AUGGCAAUCUUGAGAAAAAAUGGAGUACCUGAGUCAAAUAUUGUGACUUCACUAACUUGCUAUCCCAGAACAAUGACAUAUAAAAAUGACCGGUUCAAACAGAGACUAAAGGAUAUUCAGCAAAUGGGUUUCGAUCCUUCAAAAUACUUGUUUAUUAUUGCUCUCCAUGGAUUUGCAUCAAUGAACAAAUCGACAUGGAAGCAGAAAUUGGAGGCUUAUCAAAGGUGGGGCUUUUCUGAGAAAAAGAUUCUCAUGGCAUUGAGGAGGUAUCCUUGGUCUAUGACACUGUAUGAAAAGAAGAUUAUGAGCCAUAUGGAUUUCUUUGUUAAAAAAAUGGGUUGGGAAUCGGCAGAUAUUAUGAGGAACUCAAAAAUUCUCGGGUUUAGCUUGGAGAAGAGAGUUAUCCCAAGGUGUUCAGCUGUUCGAGUUUUGCAAUUGAAAGGUCUAGUGGAGAGAGAUCAUAGUAUCAGAACUGUGUUGAUAAAGAGUGAUAAGUCAUUAUUGGAGAAGUUUGUAACCAAGUACGAAGAGAAAAGGAAGAUUGGUCUGCCAUAA